CAUCUGCCCCAACCGCCCUUUAAAAUACUAAACAAACACGUGCAAUGCCCCCCAACUCCAGGAUUAAAAUUCUCUAGUGUCUCUCUCGUAAUUUCCCAUAAAAUAGAGGCAAAUAAUACAACAAACUCACAGCUCUGUAUUUAGCUCACCUUCUUCUCUAAGCCACACCCAUAUUUCUUUGACUACAUAGCUUGAUCAAACCGGUUGGGCGGGCGGCAUAUUCUGAUUUGGUGGUUUAUCAGAGGAGGGGAGACGGCGUCGUUUGGGGUUGGGAUGACGUCGGGGACGAGGCUGCCGACAUGGAAGGAGAGAGAGAACAACAAGAGGAGAGAGAGGCGGAGAAGAGCGAUCGCUGCCAAGAUCUACGCGGGACUGAGGAUGUACGGGAAUUACAAGCUCCCCAAACACUGCGACAACAACGAGGUCUUGAAAGCUCUCUGUAGAGAAGCUGGUUGGAUCGUCGAAGAUGAUGGCACUACCUACAGAAAGGGUUGCAAACCUGUUGAUCGCAUGGAAAUAAUUGGUGGGUCAGCUUCAGCAAGUCCAUGUUCAUCAUAUCAACCAAGUCCAUGUGCAUCCUACAAUCCAAGCCCUCCUUCAUCUUCAUUUCCUAGUCCGGUCUCAUCACGUUACGCUGCCAAUGCCAUUAGUAACGCCGAUGCCAAUUCCCUUAUCCCAUGGCUUAAAAACCUCUCUUCAGGUUCAUCAUCAGGCGCGUCGAAGCUGCCCCAUCAUCUCUUCAUCCAUGGAGGUUCUUUAAGUGCUCCAGUGACCCCGCCAUUGAGCUCUCCUACUGCCCGAACUCCCCGAAUGAAGGAUAGUUGGGAUAACCCAGCUGGUGGUUCGGCCUGGGCUGGACAGCACAGUGCCUUCCUACCCUCUUCUACACCACCAAGUCCUGGUCGUCAAACCCCAAAUGAUUCAGGAUGGCUUUCUGGUGCUCAAACUCCCCAAGAAGGGCCUUCAUCUCCCACAUUUAGUCUUGUUUCACCAAACCCAUUUGGAUUCAAGGAGGCAUUUUCAGGUGGAGGGUCUCGAAUGUGGACUCCUGGGCAAAGUGGAACGUGCUCUCCAGCAGUUACAGCGGGUUAUGAUCAAACAUCAGAUGUUCCAAUGUCUGAUGGAUUUGCAGCUGAGUUUGCAUUUGGGAGUAAUGCCACAGGGGUAGUGAAGGCAUGGGAAGGAGAGAGGAUUCAUGAGGAAUGUGUUGCUGAUGAUCUUGAGCUUACACUUGGAAACUCUAGAACCAGGUAAGAUAGGAAAAUUUGACUGGAGAAAGGAGGGAGAAAAAUAUCCAUUUGUAUCUAUUGAUUUGGUUUCUACCUUUCUUUGUGAAAUUCAGGAAGUAACUUGUUAUCGUGUUUGAUCAAUCUGAAUUCAGCUAUUCUGCUUAGCAGAUAAGGAGAACAGUUCUUUCUUUCUUUCUUUCUUUCUUUCUUUCCUUUUUACUUUCUUCUUCUUCUUAUUUAUUUAUUUAUUUAUUUUUGGGAGGGGGGAAGUACAAAUUAUUAAUUAAACUAUAAAUAGUUUAUGUAGUGACUUUUGAACUUUUGUGGGCUAUCCUUUUUUUUUUAAUAGAAUUUUCCGUUACAGCACAGAUACUCCAGUUUAUUGUUGUGUGAUAUUUUUUCUUGUAAUCGAAAAUGAUUUUGGAUGUCAAGAUUAAAACUGUUUGGUUGUA
Camellia sinensis is the source of this 1681-nucleotide messenger RNA. Its product is annotated as BES1/BZR1 homolog protein 4. Gene Ontology annotation, molecular function: DNA-binding transcription factor activity. The record is from RefSeq and is a predicted model, not a curated record. Gene Ontology annotation, biological process: DNA-templated transcription; brassinosteroid mediated signaling pathway. Lineage: Eukaryota; Viridiplantae; Streptophyta; Magnoliopsida; Ericales; Theaceae.